This is a messenger RNA of Pneumocystis carinii B80, 449 nucleotides long. RefSeq lists its product as hypothetical. Lineage: Eukaryota; Fungi; Ascomycota; Pneumocystomycetes; Pneumocystales; Pneumocystaceae. The transcript is spliced from 3 exons. The coding region runs from base 47 to 403 and encodes 118 amino acids. Gene Ontology annotation, cellular component: mitotic spindle; mitotic spindle midzone; mitotic spindle pole body. Gene Ontology annotation, biological process: mitotic cell cycle; attachment of spindle microtubules to kinetochore. The record is from RefSeq and is a predicted model, not a curated record.
AUAAGCAGUAUUGUAUUUUAGUUAUAAAAAGGCAUUAAAUCUUUAUAUGUCUGGAUAUUCAUCUUUGUCAUAUCGUAGACAAGCUUCAUCUUCUUUUGUUCCGAGUCAUUCGCAGUCAAAUUCUGCAUUAGCGGCGAAGAUCCAGGAAAAAAAGCAAGAAUAUGAGAAUUUGUCUCAAUUAAGGGACUUUUCAGCAAAGCUUGUUACGCAAAUGGAGCAGUUAGAAAAGAAGAUGGAAACAUUAGCGGGUGGUACAGAAGUUGUGGCAUCUGUUCUUGAAAACUGGCAAAAUGUAUUUAGAACUAUCAAUAUUUCAUCAGAGAGGUUGCAGAAAAAAACAGUAUCUGAUAAAAAUGAAGGUUUAGAUCUUCCAGAAACUUUGGUAAGAAUUCCUACGUCAUGAGCUUUUUGCAAUGGAUAGGUUGAAUCUUGUAAGAAUUGGAUAAAAA